AUGAGAAAACAGUAUAGUAAAACAAAAUUUAACAAAAAAGAAUUUAUAGUGUUUUGUUCUGAAAAAAUUUCAGUAAAAAAAAUACUAGGGUAUUUUCAAAGACAAUAGCUGUGAACCAUCGUCAAGAAACUUGACAAGUUUUACUACAUUUAGUGAAAUUUAUUUUCAAAAUGGCAGCUACGAGAAGAUUGCAAAAGGAACUUGGUGAUUUAAGAGCUUCAGCAAUGAAAAAUUUUACAAAUAUUCAAGUUGAUGAAUCGAAUAUUCUUACUUGGCAAGGUCUUAUAUUGCCGGAUAAUCCUCCAUAUAAUAAAGGAGCAUUUCGUAUUGAAAUAAACUUUCCUGCAGAAUAUCCUUUUAAACCUCCAAAAAUAAACUUUAAAACAAAAAUAUAUCAUCCAAAUGUGGAUGAAAAGGGCCAAGUGUGUUUACCAAUUAUAAGUGCAGAAAACUGGAAACCAGCUACAAAAACAGAUCAAGUUGUGCAAGCUUUGAUAGCAUUAGUGAAUGAUCCUGAACCAGAACAUCCAUUAAGAGCAGAUCUUGCAGAAGAAUUUUUAAAAGAUAGAAAAAAGUUUUUAAAAAAUGCAGAGGAAUUCACAAAAAAACAUGCAGAAAAAAGGCGGGAAUCAUCUUCUAAUGAAUAACCACGAGUGAUCAAUUUUACUCACCAUGAUGCCUGCCACCUGUCACCUAAUUUAAUUCAAACAAAUAUAGACUUCUCUGUUACAUGAAAAACAAGUUGAUUGAGAUACAUGUGUACAGUAUUGGUUAACUAUCGACAAUGAUAUUAUGUGCAAAUUGUAAUGUUUAUAAAGUGAAUUAACAAAUUUUUCAGAGUAAAGUAAAAGUAUAAUAAACUGUAUGAUAUUGUAUA
Messenger RNA from Apis laboriosa (Himalayan honeybee), 877 nucleotides. It is a transcript of the gene Ubc10, whose product is annotated as ubiquitin-conjugating enzyme E2 L3. The coding region runs from base 171 to 647 and encodes 158 amino acids. NCBI's taxonomy places the organism in Eukaryota, Metazoa, Arthropoda, Insecta, Hymenoptera, Apidae. The record is from RefSeq and is a predicted model, not a curated record. The transcript is spliced from 4 exons.